This is a messenger RNA of Letharia lupina, 1077 nucleotides long. RefSeq lists its product as uncharacterized. Lineage: Eukaryota; Fungi; Ascomycota; Lecanoromycetes; Lecanorales; Parmeliaceae. The record is from RefSeq and is a predicted model, not a curated record. Bases 1 to 1077 code for a protein of 358 amino acids. The transcript is spliced from 3 exons.
AUGGCAGCGAAAGGGACCGGGCUGGGCAAUGUGGGCGGAACCCUCAUCGAAGGUCGGGCUUUGCCAGCGCAACAAACGCCCUUUCGCCCCUACAAGCCGAGCAGGGCGCUCGUUCGCAUCAAAAUGGAUAGCACUACAGCUGAUUGGAACAACUUUCUCGGCUCUGGGGUCUACUCCGAAAUCGUCUCGACCGACUUCGGCUUGCAGGGCUGUGAGGCUGGAGCCGCUAUCUGGACAUCAAUCCUUCGCUCAGGAUUGGUCCCACGUGGGAAUAGCCUCUUCCGCAACCCAGAUGCCUAUGGCGUUGUGCGUCACCCAGCGACGAUGCACGAUAUGCCAGCAUGGGUUCAGCAGUCCAUGGUGCAACAAGACGCCUGCGACGCUACCGCAACAGCUAGCUUCCCGAUUGCUGAAGACACGUGGGAUAGUAGCAGCCUGCCUGCGGCAGAUCUCAAUCAUGUAGCGCAUGAUGUGGUCGGAACUGCAAGCCUUAGCGUCGGAGACGAUGAGCACGUCAGUCUCGGUAGACAACCAUUCCCGAACUCUACCUCGGAAGCCCCAGCUGUUUCUGAGGAAGGAAGGAGGGGCGAUGCCGGAGACUCUGGCUCCGCUCGCACAUGUUCCUGCCCUGUCUGUCUGGAUCUGCACACUAAUUGGUUCUCAUCCAAAGCUCCAAGCCCUGGCUUGGUGCCGAGAGCACAAUAUUCCUGCCGUCUACCAGCCUGUGACUGGAUGGCCCGAGGUCUUGACGGCGCGACAGUGAAUCGCUACACCAAUGCACUACUCCGGCACGAGAAGUCCCAUUUCAGCCAAAAGGGAGGAUUCAAUUGCUUCGAAGAGCAAUGCCAGUACGUCACCAAACGUUGGGGCGAUCUGACACGGCAUUAUAGCUCUAAGCACUGUACAAAUAAUGCUCGUAGGUUCACGUGUCCUGUGCUUUGGUGUAAGUAUAGCCGCGGUGGGUUUGCACGAAAGGACAAGCUUAAGAGCCAUGUGAAAAAUGUUCACCGUGGGCAGGCUGAGUCUGGUGUCAGAGCGGGCCAGGUGAUCAGACCAAAGGGCGAAGACGGUCUUUAG